Molecule: messenger RNA, 804 nt
Organism: Talaromyces atroroseus
Lineage: Eukaryota; Fungi; Ascomycota; Eurotiomycetes; Eurotiales; Trichocomaceae
Product: DNA replication complex GINS protein psf1
Exons: 2
Coding region: 1-804 (267 amino acids)
Biological process (GO): DNA strand elongation involved in mitotic DNA replication; DNA replication
Cellular component (GO): GINS complex
Source: RefSeq, a predicted model, not a curated record
AUGUACGGCGAACUAGGAAACAAACUGGUAUUUUUUUUUCUUUUCCCUCCCAUUUUGGAACGAAAACAAGGCAAUGCACCCCAAAAAUAUGUACUGAGAAGAGCGAAACAGGUCCAACACGCCAAACGCACUCAAUCCCUAGCCUACCUACCGCCCUACCAAACCGAAAUUGUGCGUUCCGUAGCUCGCGAAGUCCGCGACCUCGACAAGGAUGUCGCGCAUCAUCUGGCGCCGUUUGAGAGCAACACAUCAUCGUCAUUCAAUCCCUCCGCGCAACCGGCAAUUGCGUGCGCGCUAUUAGUGGAUCAUUUGUGCAUGCGGCGAAAUAAACGAUGUCUCCUGGCAUAUCAUCGUGUGCGCGCGGAGAAGUUGGAGGAGAUGUGUUGGAAGGGUAUUGAUGUCUUGGAGCAGCAGCAGGCCGUCGCUGCUGCCAAUAAUAGCGAGGCUGCUGGUGGUAUAGGAGGGGCCGCAAAUGGAGACGAGCACAAUAAUUCGAAUACUCCCACAACGAACACCACAGCGCCGACGUCCGGUCAGAACUCCUUGAGCCCUGAAGAAGAAGAAUAUUUUCGCCUGUAUAGCGAAAUGCUGGCGGCGUAUAAGGGUCAAUGGACGGAUAUUGAUUUAACGGGCAGUUUGGAGCCGCCCAAGGACUUGUUUAUUGAUGUGCGAGUGUUGAAGGAUGCGGGUGAGAUACAAACUGAAUACGGGGCUAUCAACCUCACGAAGAACAGCCAGUUCUACGUCCGACAGGGAGACGUCGAACGAUUGAUUGCACAGGGAUAUUUGCAGCGGUUGAGCUGA